CGCCACCCCCCCCUUGAAUGAAAUUACGACUUUACCCCUGAAAUUUAAAAAAUUACGAAAAUGCCACUAAGCUUAUAACUUAUAUAAAAACACUUCAAAUCCACUCAAUAACACUUUCAUCACUUCCAUAAAAUCAAAUUCUUCACAUAAAAUUAAGCGGAGCUAAAACUUUGGAAUCGAAAUCGUCAACAAAAAUUCGAGUAAAUGGCUGGAAAUCAAGGUAAAGGAAAAGGGUUUUUUAGAGGUUUAUUAAGCGGCAAUAGAUCUAGGCCUACUUUACUGAGAGGUGAUCCCCAUGAGAGGGGGGUUACGGGAUCUGCAAGGCGAGCAAGGCAAGAACAAGCGGCCAUACAUAGUCAGGCCCAACGUUCAAGUACCCUAGAGCAAGUGCGUAGUCGCUUUGAGCGCCAAAGUAGCCUACAUAGUCAUACGGUCGGCUCAGGUGACGAUGAUACUGAUUACGACGAGUCUCUUAGUCGGGAAGAGUCUCUUGGUCAGGAUGAGUCUGCAUGUCAUCCUGUUGAUUGGACGAUCGUAAGAGGCCAUGCUGUUAAGUUCAAGAGUAGAGGGCAGGGCUCGAGUGGCACUUCUGAUCAGGCAGGAGUAAGCCAGGCUGAGGAUGCGGCUCCACGGGGGAGGAGGCGAUCGCAGUCCGCGGACACGGACUGGUUAAUCACACCAGCCCAGCCCGGGGAAAACGUUGGAUUCAAUCAUUAG
Molecule: messenger RNA, 717 nt
Organism: Amaranthus tricolor (Joseph's coat)
Lineage: Eukaryota; Viridiplantae; Streptophyta; Magnoliopsida; Caryophyllales; Amaranthaceae
Exons: 3
Coding region: 205-717 (170 amino acids)
Source: RefSeq, a predicted model, not a curated record